This is a messenger RNA of Mizuhopecten yessoensis (Yesso scallop), 3499 nucleotides long. RefSeq lists its product as uncharacterized. The record is from RefSeq and is a predicted model, not a curated record. NCBI's taxonomy places the organism in Eukaryota, Metazoa, Mollusca, Bivalvia, Pectinida, Pectinidae. Gene Ontology annotation, molecular function: catalytic activity. The transcript is spliced from 2 exons. The coding region runs from base 1469 to 2749 and encodes 426 amino acids.
GCACAUACGACUUUUAUUGACAUUUUUAUGUUAAUAUGAUCUGUCACUAUUAAUUAUUGAUGUUAUACAUCAGGGCUUAUUCAUAGCAUGUUAUAAUCGUAUUUACAUGAUUGGACCUUUAUAGAACAACAAUGUCAUUUUUAACCCACUAGUGAUAUCAUUUCAAUGGACUGUAUAUACAUAUGUAUUUAGAAUAUACAAACAUACGUCUGUAGUUGAUGCAUGAAUAUUACCCAACAUAACAACAUAUCUUAAUACAUUUUUGUUACAAACAAUUCCUUUUAAAUCUCAUAUUUUGUGUAUUUGAAAUUGAUUUUAUAUGUGACAGCAAUAUAUAUAAUGUUUUACAAUAUUCAAACAAAAUAUCCUCAUCAAGGAAAUACGAACAGUCAGAGGCUUACAAAAAUUUAAAAAAAUAUCCUUGGGUUCGUUUCAUAUAUCUCAUUUAAAAAAUAGACGUGUGUGCGAUUAUUUAAAAUGUUUACACUAAGUUCCCCGAACGGAUGACUUAUAAUAACAGAAAUGGGUAAUGUACGUCACGAAAGGGACACUCCGGAACAGUUGAACAGGUCGUCUAAUGAUAGUAAGUAACGCUGUCUACCUACUGGAUUGAGGAACUAAACAAGUAAAACUUUUACUCUGCCUUAAGGUCAGUUCAAAUUUAAUCUUUCAUUGACUUCAGUGGUGGUUAGUGGUAUUGUGGUUUGAAUACUGUCCUACGGCUUGUAUUAUAUUGUCAAAGGAGUUGAACAUAUCCAUUUAAAACAAAACAAGGACAUAAGUACUAGAAAAAAAAAUCAGAUAUUGUCUAUUACUUGAAAUAAUAGUUUCAUCGUGAAAAUGAACAUGAUAGAAACUGCUAAUCAAGACGUUAUUGACGCGCAAUUGAUUUCCGUAAGUCAACUGAGUUCAGUACGAUUUCAGAAUACUGAUGGCACGUAACACCUGCAUGCAUGGCACUGGGAACAAAGGUCAGGGUCAUUAUUUAUACCGAUAACGAGGGAAUCAUGUAUGCAUUGAUGACGUCAUUAGCAGCAGAAAUCGGUUAAAGAGUAUGGCUUCAACGAAAGUCAGCUUGACAAAAUCACAUGACCCAGUCACACAAUAAACUAGGGUAAUUUUUGAUAAUAUUUAAAACGAGACGAAAUGUGUUCGAUAACGAUGAAAAAAGACACUUAUAUAAUCUUUACAUGUGUGUAUAUUUAAAAGAAAUGUAAUAUGUGUUCCAGAGGGAAAUGAGAGGACGUUGAUUUUAAAAAUGUCCUGUUGGCAUUUAAAUACAUAGUUUCGUGCAUGACUACGUAAGGGAACAGAUUGACAUGAAUGAACGUGUCUGUUGUUUAAUCAAUAUAUAUAUAUAUAUAUCAGUACAGGUACGAACACAACUGAUUACAUACGUACAUAUGCUUCUAUAUUACACAACCGAUAACAACUUCGUGAAGUCUGAGACCAAUAGCAAUAGAGACUCAUGGCCCAAAAGAACCAAACGGUGGGGAAAGUAACUGCAGCCGCCGGAAUUCAUACAUCAAAUGAUAUUCAGAACGUUGAGUUGCCGACAGCGGGAAGAUUUGACAUUCCAGAGCCUUCCCCGGAUGCAAUCAACGUCAUUAGUAUGAAUGGAAGUGGUCCAGGUGACGGGCCAGGUACUGCACUCAGGACCAGAAAACUAAUUGCUGACGUCGUAAUGUCUAAUGAGCCUGCCAUUGUCUUUUUUCAAGAAUUCAAAUGGAAGGGGAUCAGAGGUCGUGCUUGGAAGGACACUCAUUUACCUGGUCACUAUGAAUACAAGGGCCACAGGCAAGCCAGUAUCAUGUACGAUAAUAGACGUCUUAAACUUAUAUUACAGGAAACAAAUUUACAGGAAACUUUGGACGAAAUGAAAAGGAACGGUAAAGUGGAAAAACAUUUCAAACCUUUAGCACGUUGUAGUAUACAACUUUUGGAAGCAAAGAAACCAAUUAAAUUCAAAGUUCUUGUUGUGUCAUGGCACGGGUUUCAUAAGAAGUCAAUAGCAAUAAGGAAGAAACAGUUUCAAGAUUUGCAAAUCUAUUUGAAGAACCUCUCUGAAUGUGAAAAUGCGCCUAUUCUUUUGGGUGGAGAUUUCAAUAUCGAUAUGUCCCUCGUCGUCAGCAGUGUUUUACCCGAGUUCAGUCUUUAUCAGUACAAACCAUCAGACCGACGGGGAAAAAAACCCAUCAUAGAUUACUUCAUAGCUUCUCGAGAAUUGGAUCUUGCAGAUGUAAGGUCUAUUGAUCUUACCGACACAAAGGGUGCAAAAGACGAUCCAACUAAAACAAAUGAUGAAAAAGAUGAUCCUACUAAAACAAAGGGUGCAAAAGAAGAUCCUGCUAAAACAAAGGGUGUAAAAGAUGAUCCUACUAAAACAAAGGGUGCAAAAGAAGAUCCUGCUAAAACAAAGGGUGUAAAAGAUGAUCCUACUAAAACAAAGGGUGCAAAAGAAGAUCCUGCUAAAACAAAGGGUGUAAAAGAUGAUCCUACUAAAACAAAGGGUGCAAAAGAUGAUCCUACUAAAACAAAGGAUGUAAAAGAGGAUCUUACUAAACCAAAUGGUGCAAAAGAUGAUCUUACUAAAAUAAAGGGUGCAAAAGAUGAUCUUACUAAACCAAAGGGUGCAAAAGAUGACAAAGAAAAUGAUCUGUACCGUUUGUUGGAUCACGACCCAAUCUCUGCAAAGGUGUCCAGGGGAAAGGCGCCGGAGAAAGUUACCAUAAUAUACCAAAGACAUUAGCAUCACGUGAGAUAGAAGCUAGUGAACGAGCAAGCUAGACUUACUUAAUGUCAUUCUUUUAAUCAUAUUUCCUCUUUUUGUCUUAGGGAUACUCGUAUCACUACUAAACACUGUAUCUACACAUUGGACACUGCCUUUUCUGGCAUGACUAUAGCCUUGAUAAAUCAUUUUUGAAAAGAACCUCAAUACCCUUCAGGACUUUCAUGAAGAAAACAAAUAAAAAAAGGUAAUAUUAUCGACAACGAUGUUCUGAGUGCAAACUAUUAACAAGGCUACUCGGGACGAGGACCUAGUCAGUCGGGUGUUACAGAGCUCUGAGAAAUUACUGAUAUUUUGAGACCAUGGACUAAGCGUCGUGGCUGACUACUACUCAGCUCUUGUCUUUACCUGGCCUAUAUGAUAUACAUGUGUAAGGACAUGAACCUGAGAGACCAGUGAUAUAAUGUGGGAUUUACAAGUAUUACAGUUCUGUAUCUGUCAACACUUCCAAUAUGCCAGCCGGUAGUAGAACACAACGAGGACAGAGUGCCAGUAACAGGACUAGUGGAAUUGGAGUAAGUCAAACAUGUUUGAAAUCAACGGUUGGACGAAAUCUACGUCAAUUUGAAAACAUUGAUUACCGAGGAGCUUCUGGAUCGGAAGUUAGAAAAACUCAAGGCUGAUAUCCAACGUGAACAUGCUGAGCGAAUCGCACUCCUGGAAGAGAGAAUAAAAGACCUGGAAAUCGAAAAUGAGGACUUGAAAGUCACA